Messenger RNA from Blepharisma stoltei, 5920 nucleotides. The record is from the annotation of a GenBank genome assembly. Lineage: Eukaryota; Ciliophora; Heterotrichea; Heterotrichida; Blepharismidae.
AUGUCGACUGUUCCAAUUUUGUAUAGCGAAAGUACUUCCCCUUUACUGGUUGACUAUUUCAAGAGCGCUUUUGACUGCCCAAGUGCAAAUUAUACAGGCUGCAAGGCGGAUUCACAUUUUAUUUUCGUGGUCUAUAAAAUCUCAAAUUAUUCUGAUUUAGACGCAAUUUUUAUAAAUUCAGAUGUGGUGAUUAUUUUAGAUGCGACGGCUUCAUUAGGGACAUCUGCAAUAAUAAAUGAGUAUGCUAGAAAAAUAGGAUUUCUUCAAUGUAUAAUAGGAUAUCCUCCUGAAAAUGCUUUAUCAUAUGCGUUUUAUUCGUAUUUUUCUUUAGAUUCCUAUGCAAAAGCUGCAUUAUCUAUUGCAAAACAUUAUAGCAUUGAUAAAGCAAUUGCUAUUAUUACCAGUGAUUUUGUUGAGAUGGAUUUUAAUAAUGAUGAAAUUAAAUUAAGAGUUUUAAAGAUUUCCAGGUUUUAUACACAACGCUACCCUACUUGUCACACAGAAAUUCGCCACUGUUUGGAGCAGUAUCUCCUCUAGGAGCAUAUAUUAAAAUGGAGCAGUUAAUCAGCACAUCAUCUUAAGUUCUGCAGCCGACAUCCGAAAGGAUGCGGGAACCUUGGGGAAGGGAUGUUGGCAUUCGAUGUGUGUAUCCGGCUAAGUUUUUCUUUGGCUUGGUGAAGCGCGAUGUCGAGCUGGCCGACCGCAGUCUUUACUUCAAAGUCAAGCUUUACCUUAAAAGGGAGAUGAUCCGGAAGUUGGAAAGGGGUUUCACUGAAAUCGUCUUGUCCAAUCGGGACUAUUCCCCUGAGUAAAACUAGGAGUAGCGCCCUGAUCUAUGAAUUUCCUUUAUUAACAGAGAGUGACAAGAAAAUUCAACCCCUUUUGAUUUUUCAAUGGUGGGCAAUUCUGUUGACGUAUAUAGUGUGGUGAUCCAAACUUUCCUACUAACAGGUAGUGUAUGCAGGCCGACAUCUGGUAAACGAGUGGAGCAUUAAAAGAAGGAAAUAAGGAUCUUCGGAUCCCGAGAGGGAGCUUUUCUAUAUAACUAAGCGUAUAUAUACGGUCUCCUCUAGGAUCAGGGCUAGUGCUUUAAUGCCCAACGAGUCUCUCAGCUCCUCUGUAAGUUCGUCAUCGAGUGCUAUUGAGGUAAUAUAGCUCCAUACUUAUAACUUCUGUUAAGAGCCAUGCCCUCCGAACUAGUAUGAAGAGAACUAUAAUCUAAAAUCAUCCGAAUAAUUAAUAAUUGAUCAUGGAGCCAUCAUAGCUGACACUCAAAAUCACCACCCCACAAAAGUCAUCAUCCAACUAGCAUAGAUUAGAAUAAAAGGCCUAAAGCUUGGUUUAGCCUAUAAAGUUACUUUUGCAGCCACAGUGAUGCGCCGUCAGCAAGGAGAAAUCGGGUCGCCACUAUCAUAUUAAUUAUACAAUGAUGAAGGAAUUGAAAUUGUUAGUCAAAUAUUUAUACCCCAAGCAGCCACUUAUGAUUAUAUAUUUUGAUUAAUUUCCAAACAAAUAAAACCUUUACUCCUUUAAGUAGCCCAUUAUUUCCCUGAAAUGGAAGAAGGUUAAUUUUUAUAUAAUGUAUUGGUAAAAUUUCAUUUUGCUUUCAUAAGUGAAAUGAAAAAAAAGAGUUGACAUGCCAUUAUAUAGCAUGCUAAUUUUUUUUAUUUUAAAUAUAUUUCUCUUAUGAAAGCUAAAUAAAUUUAAACAAGGAAUUGUAGAAAAAAUAUGGUAUAGUCAGUGUCACUAACUAUAAUUAUAUUAAAUAAAAUUAUUCUGCUUUCUAAAAAAUUAAAUAAAAGGAAGGAAAACCUGAAUAAUUAUGAAUUUUUGUUUUUCAAUUGCAAGAUAAUCAUUAAUUUUAUAUAAAAAAAGUUCUUGCAUGAAAAUACCAAUUUUCUCUCUCACCAAUUGCGGGAAGUCAGGAAUUAAAUGAUUUUUUUUAAAAACAAACCCAGAAAUCUCUAAAUUAAUUCAACAAGCAUUAAUUGAGGCUGACAUGAAUAAAGAAGGCUAUACAUACAUCUAUAUACAAGAAGCAGCAUGAGGUGCCUAUUUAGAAGGUUCUAUAUUACUAGAAGCUAAAACUUGACACAGUACUGAUUUUAAGAACUACGUAUAUAACCUCAUUCAUUUUGCCGCAAAUAAUGUAUACAGCUUAUUCACGAAUAACAGAGCUCAAGGAUCCUUUUCAGGAUACAUAUUAAAUACGCUGUUAGCCAAUGUACUAAAACCUGAAGUUAUGGGGUUUACAGUCUGAAAUGUCAAAAAUGGAACUGUAAAAAAAGCUGGGAUUAUUAAUGGGGCUGGGUUUCAGCUUUAUUCAGAUUUGGUAUUUCCUGGAGGAACAUAUGACCAUCCGAAUUCUGAAAAAAUUAAAAUUCCGAUAAGCAUUAAUGGAGCAAGUUAUGAUAAUGAUGGAUUAAAUACAGUGAAUCAAGUAGGAGCUGAUUUGGCAAUUAAUACAAUAAAGGCAGAGAAUGUUUUUUUAUCAAAUUUUGAAAUUGUAGUUAACAAUGUCACUGGUUUUGAAUUUAAUGAAAAUUUUACUUAUAUAGAUGAUUUAGGGUAUUUCUAUAUUUCUGCGACUGAAAGCCAAUUGGUGCUUGAUACGAUGAAGUUUUUUAAAGAAAAUAGUAUAUUGACUCCAGUUUUAGGAGUAGAAACGUCAACUAUAAUGAGUAGUUUGGAGUAUUAUCCUCAGUAUGCGAGAGUCUCAUAUCCAAAUUCACGCACAGCAUCAGCUGCUGCUUUAAUUUUAAGUGUUUUUGGGAUUUCUAAAUCCCCUUUAAUUAGAAACAAAAUUUUGGCAAAAUUUUAGUUUUGUAGGGUAAAGUAUUUAAUUUUAUAGUGAAGAUAUUAAUUUCUAUAUAAAUAGACCUGCUUUGAUGGAUAAGUGUAAUUAAAAUCCUAUUAAAAACAUUUGGUGGUCUGAAUUGAUUAAAAUUACUAUAUAAAUUCUUAAAAAAAAUAUAUCCAUUUUUAAGAGAUAUUUAUUUUUAAAAUCAAUUUUAUAUUCAUAUUUAUCACAAAAUCCCCCUUUAGAUUUGGUAAAAUUUGUUUGCUCAAAUUUACGGGUGGAUUAAAUGUUCUGUGCUAUAUACAGACUCACAGUGAGGAGAAGAUUUUAACAAGGAAUUCGAAAACCAGAGCGACUCCUAUGAAAUAUCAAUUUUAAAUAAAAAGAGAGUAGUUCCCUUAGGAUUUAACGGAAGUGACACAAAAAUAAUCCAAGAAAUCAUUGACCUAAAAACCAGAUUUGUUAUCCUUGAAGUACACAAACCAGACAUAUUUUAUAUAAUUGAAGCAUUUUAUGACUUAGGAAUGAGAAAAGGCGACAUCUAUUUAAUUGUCGGCGAUGGAAUGAUAAGUACUUCUGAUUUGAAUGAAAAAUUAAUUGGAAAAAAUUCUUAUACCAAAAGAAAAGAAAUUAUGAGUGGGCUUAUCUACAUAAGUUUCAUAUCGUUCCAAAAUCAAUUUGGAUUUAAUUUAAAAAGCGAAUUUUUAUCUAAAUACGGUUACAUAAAUGAUUAUAUGUGCUUAUAUUAUGAUGCAGCAUAUCUUGGUCUAAAAGCCAUAAAUACAUUAAUGAACUGAGGAGUUAAUUUAAAUAGCUCUUCAAUCCAAGAUACAGUCAGAGAAAUUGCUUUUACUGGAUGCUCUGGUGUUGUACGAAUUAGCCAAGAAGGCAAUGAUAGGAUUACAACAAUUUUAGGGAUUUAUAACUUAAUAGAAAUUAAUUCAACCUGGACUAUGAAUCUUUGUGGAGAGUAUGAUCCAAGCCAGCUUAUUGUGCUUCAAAUUAAACAAUCAAUUUCUUGAAGUGAUAACGGUGGAGUUCCUAGUGAUAUAAUAGGAGAUGGCCAAGAAUGCCCAUUCAGAGACAUUCUUGUGCAAUCUUUUCGCUAUGGGUAUAUUAUUUUGAUAAUAAUCGAAAUUAUUCCAAUAAUUUUUGGAACUUUUUUUGCCAUGAAGUUUUAUAAUAUAAUUUUUAAACAAAAAUACCCAAAACUCAUUACCGCUCAAAAGGAAAAUGUUCUUGAUAUUUUUUCGUAUUUCAUGUUUUUAAUAGAAAAUUUACAAUACACUCAAAUGUGUCCGGAUUUUAAAGAUUUUUUCCCUAGGUGAUCAAAUGGUACCAAAUUAGUAUUUUUUGAUAUAAGAGGAAUUUUUAAAAAUGGGUUAUUCACUUUUUGAAAUCAAGUGCAGCUUUAUGAAGCGUUAGUAUUUGCUUGAAUUUUACUAUUUUUAAUAAAAAAUUUAAACAAUCAGAAAAAUUUUAUAUUGUCUACAGUCAAUGAAUUUAGCUUGUAUAUUAUGCCUAUCAUAGGAGAAAUUCUCUUUUUACCCAUCAAUUUGUAUUUAUUUCAAACUUUCCAGUGCACUAGUAGUAUUGGAGAUAAUUUUAAAGACAGCUUCAAUGACCAUUACUGCUCAACAUUUUGCUGGCAAGGAGAUCAUAUCAAUUAUGUAAUUAUUUCUUCACUCGCAUUAUCUGUAUAUAUAGGGAAUUCCCGAGAAUGACCUUUCAAAGGUAGGCGGUUGGAGAUGUAAACUCUUCAGUUGGUUGGACUAAUUCAGAUUGGUAAAACUAUCUGCAGGGUUUGUAGAUGACCCUCUCUCCAGUAGGUUUGAUCAACCUGAGAGCUAGUCCAACCAAUUGGAGAGUUUCCGUCUCAAAUGUCUGCUCUUGCAGGUCCAUUCUAGAUAAUUCCCUAUAUCCCUACAAGUUUAUAUUAUAGAUUUACCUGAAAAAGUGAUUUACCGUUUCACUUUCAAGAGCAUCCUUUUCAUCUAGCUCUAAAAAGCACUGUACAAAUUAUUUUUAUAAUUUUUGCUACAAUAGUAAGCCCUGCUUCUAAAAAUGCUUUCUCAGGGCUAUGCAUUGGUUUGCUGCUGAUAUAUUUAAUUAUUUCAGCAAUAACUAAACCAUUGAAUUAUGAUAGAGCUUCAUUAUGAUAUAUAAUUUUCAUAGCUUCGGCUUUACUAUUUUGGUGCUGCUGCGCAAUAUCAAAGCUUGAUGAUAAACUCACAGCUUUAAUUUUACUGGCUAUUGGACUAAUUAUAUUAACUAUGUUUGGAGCUGUUUAUCAAAAACUGAGACUCCCUUGUCUAUUAGAAGCAGAAAAAGCUAUAAAUAUUGUUGGACUUUUUAGGUUUCAACUCUCAUCAAGUAGCCCAGAAAUGGCAGGCAUUAUUAAGACGAAGCCGCUUAGAUAUGUUUACAUAGAAAAUGAUGCUCCACAAUCCAGUGAAGCAAAAACUCUGCAAUUAUUAAAAUCCACUAACUCCCCCCAUCCUUGAUCGAACGACUCGCCAUCGUUCGAUCAAGGAUGGGGGUUAAAAAAAAUGUUUUUGGGAAAAAAAAAUUUAUAUAUAAAAUAAAAAAUAUAUAUAUAUUUUUUUUUAUUUACUUUUAAAUAAGAGUGUUUAAGAGUAUUUAAUAAUUAUUUUUACAGCAAAAAAAUUGAAUUAAUUUCAUAAGAAUACCAAUUUUUAAUAUUUUGAUUUAUUAGUUACCCUUUUAAACUGCAUAAAUUUUAAUUUGCUCCUUAUUGAAUUAAAAUUUUUUUUUUUAAAUUUUAAAGAAUCUCUAUUUUUUAGAUUAUUGAGUUUUUAAGCCUAGAUUGAUGAUUAAAUCACUUCAGAUGGUUGAUUCCGCAGCUUUCUGUCGUCUCAAAGCUCUGAAAACAACUUCAUUAGGUACAUCUUUCCAAGCUUUUGAUAGCUAUAUAUUUUUAUAUAUAUAAAAAUUUGCAUGAUAUGAAAAUCGUUCGAUCAAGGAUGGGGGUUAAUUUCCCCAAUUUUUAGGAAUUUUUACAGUCAAUCGUUCGAUCAAGGAUGGGGGGGGAGUAAAAGUUAUAUACCAGAAGAGGAUAACGUUAAAUCAAGUGCUCAGCUCUUCGAAAUCGAGACUUAA